AUGGCAGCUGAAGGGAAGAAGGCAGAGAACCCCAUGAGGGAGAUCCGAAUUGAGAAGGUUGUUCUUGACAUAUGCGUCGGCGAGCCCGGUGAUCGUUUGACCCGUGCUGCCCGUGUGUUGGAACAGCUGAGUGGCCAGAAGCCGGUCCUCUCGAAGGCUCGGUUGACCAUCCGUUCGUUCGGGAUCCGUCGUAACGACAAGAUUGCCGCCCAUGUGACUGUCCGUGGCCAGAAGGCUGCUGAGUUGCUGGAGUUGGGUCUUAAGGUCAAGGAGUUCGAGUUGAAGAAGUCUUGCUUCUCCAGCACCGGCACCUUCGGCUUCGGUAUUUCCGAGCACAUUGACCUGGGUAUCAAGUACGACCCGUCCGUAGGUAUCUACGGUCUUAACUUCGUGGUGCACUUGGCCCGCCCCGGUCUGCGGGUAUCCCGCCGCCACCGCCGCCAAAGCAAGGUCGGCAACAAACACCGAGUUACCACGGACGAAGCCCAACAAUGGUUCCGUAACAAGUACGAUGGCAUCCUCCUCGAGUAA
Gregarina niphandrodes is the source of this 531-nucleotide messenger RNA. Its product is annotated as 60S ribosomal protein L11. Gene Ontology annotation, cellular component: cytosolic large ribosomal subunit; ribosome. Gene Ontology annotation, biological process: translation. The transcript is spliced from 2 exons. Gene Ontology annotation, molecular function: structural constituent of ribosome; RNA binding. Bases 1 to 531 code for a protein of 176 amino acids. NCBI's taxonomy places the organism in Eukaryota, Apicomplexa, Conoidasida, Eugregarinorida, Gregarinidae. The record is from RefSeq and is a predicted model, not a curated record.